AUGAUGCUACUAUUCAAACCAUCUUCGACCCUUGCAAAAAGGUCUAAACCACGUCCAUACCAAAGCUUCUCCGAGUCUCUUCUAAUCGAUAGUAUUGAAGCAACAGAAAAUCUCACACGAAAAUGGAUUUCUCCUGAUCUCUCUCCUUCUUCUUCUUCUUGCUCCCUCUCCUCAAUUUUCUCAACCGAUAAUCGCCUCGAAGGAAGAAGAUUUGUAGAAGUUAUCAGCAGCCUACAAUACGCGAUCCAAGGCGUAAUGCUGGUGAAUCCCGAGUCCCACAAGCUCACUAGAGCCCAUAAUCUAGUCACCAUCGCAAUGAAACACUUGGAGAAGGAGUUUUAUCGAAUCUUGAAGUCGAACCGACGGAAUCUUGAUCCAGAAUCCGUCUCCGUUCGAUCUUCAAGAUCAUUCAACCCGAGGCAACAAGUCUCCAUUUACUCCAACGUUCCCAAAUCCGAAGACGCAGAUGUCAUGACCGAUCUGAAAAUGAUCGCUGAUUGCAUGAUAUCUUCAGGUUACGAAAACGAAUGCGUCAAGAUUUACAAGAAGAUUAGAAGAUCGAUCAUCGUCGAAUCUUUGAGCAAACUAGGGUUCGAGAAUCUAAGUUUCGGCAAGAUUCAGAAACUUGAAUGGGAGAGUAUGGAGAAGAACAUAAAAAACUGGCUAGAAGCUACCAAGAUCGUGAUCGCUAACUUGUUCGACGGAGAAAGAAUCCUCUGCGACCACGUUUUCUCGAGUUACGUCUCCAUCGCAGAAUCUUGCUUCUCCGAUAUCACGCUCGAUAGUGCUUUGACUCUCUUCAUCUUCCCCGUGAGCGUCGCGAGAUGCCGGAAAACCGUCGAGAAAAUCUUCUCCACGCUCGACGUUUACCAAACGAUCUCUAAGCUUCUUCCACAAAUCGAGGAGAUCUUUAGCUACGACUCAACCUCAGCCGUCAGAUUACAAGCUGCCGAUUCUUUGAACAGCUUAGCCGGAGCGAUUAACUCAAUGGUCGCCGAGUUCGAAGCUUCGAUCACUAAAGAAUCUUCGAAAUCGUCGAUCCCUGGAGGUGGAGUUCAUCAGCUAACGAGAUAUGUGAUGAACUUUGUCGUCUUCCUCGCUGAUUACAACGAAUCUCUCGCCGGAGUUCUCACAGAGUCGACGUUACCGUUGCCGGAAGAUUACGCAGGCGAGUUAGGAUCUUUAUCUUCUUCUUCUUCUCCGGUGACCACAAGAUUCGCGUGGCUGAUACUAGUCUUGCUCUGUAAAAUCGACACCAAAUCUAGGGUUUACAAUGACGUGGCUCUCACGUAUCUGUUCUUAGCCAACAAUCUCCAUUACGUGAUCUCCAAGGUUCGAACGUCGAACCUUAGAGUCGUGCUUGGAGACGAGUGGGUGGCGAGUCACGAAGGGAGAGUGAGUCAGUACCUUGACAAGUACGAGAGAAUCGCAUGGGGAGAGGUGAUGACGUCACUCUCCGACGAGGAGGCUGUGAUGGAAGAAAACGUUGCAAAAGAGCGGUUGAAGCGGUUCAAUGAAGCGUUAGAGGAGGCGUUUCGGAAGCAGAGCGAUUGGGUGGUUCCAGAUUCGAAAAUGAGAGAGGAUUUGAGAGAUUCCGUGGCGAAGAAGUUAACUUGUGUUGCGUCGUCGUUUUAUGAAAAGCACCACGUGGAGACUUGGGAGGAUGUUGUCAGAUUCGUCCCUGAAGGUUUGGGUAAUUACCUUUCUGAUCUCUUUCUAGGUACGGGAGGAUCUUGUAGUAUUGUUCCUUCUUCACUCAAAUCUUCAGAAUCAGGACGUUCACUUUCAGAAUCGGGACGGUGA
This is a messenger RNA of Eutrema salsugineum, 1803 nucleotides long. RefSeq names its product exocyst complex component EXO70H1. The coding region runs from base 1 to 1803 and encodes 600 amino acids. NCBI's taxonomy places the organism in Eukaryota, Viridiplantae, Streptophyta, Magnoliopsida, Brassicales, Brassicaceae. Gene Ontology annotation, biological process: exocytosis. Gene Ontology annotation, molecular function: phosphatidylinositol-4,5-bisphosphate binding. The record is from RefSeq and is a predicted model, not a curated record. The transcript has a single exon. Gene Ontology annotation, cellular component: exocyst.